Neltuma alba is the source of this 1174-nucleotide messenger RNA. Its product is annotated as high mobility group B protein 7. The record is from RefSeq and is a predicted model, not a curated record. Gene Ontology annotation, biological process: polar nucleus fusion. The coding region runs from base 62 to 736 and encodes 224 amino acids. The transcript is spliced from 8 exons. Gene Ontology annotation, molecular function: DNA binding. NCBI's taxonomy places the organism in Eukaryota, Viridiplantae, Streptophyta, Magnoliopsida, Fabales, Fabaceae. Gene Ontology annotation, cellular component: nucleus.
GCAGCACUUGCUCUCGCUCUUUUGAAGAAUCGCAUUCUGAAGCAGGCGGAAAGCAUUCGAAAUGGCGGGUGGAAAAUCAAUCAGGUCGAACCCGUCACAGGCUAGAAAGAGAGUUGAUGCUGUCGAUUCUCGCGCUGCUAAUGGUCUUGUCCGCGCCAAAGAUGGCAGUGCUUUUGCCAAAUGUGAAGAGUGCAACAAGAAUGUUCCUGCGGCCCUCAUCAACAUGCAUAGUUGCAGCCUUGAUGCUAAAAUUAAAAUGAAUCUGGAAGCGCAGGUUGUGGAAAAGCCUGCUGAGGUCAAGAAGCCAACGGAGAGGAAGAAGCCUAAAUCAAGUGAGCCUAAGGCAAAAAAGGCCAAGGUGGAGAAGGAGAAGGGGAAGAAGGGCAAGGAUCCUAACAAGCCCAAGCGCCCUCCUACAGCCUUCUUUGUCUUCCUGGAAGAGUUUAGAAAAUCUUUUAAGGAGGCAAAUCCUGAUUCAAAGGAUGUUAAAAGGGUUGGUAAGGAGGCAGGAGAGAAGUGGAAGUCCUUGUCUGACGAGGAGAAGAAGCCUUACGUGGACAGAGCUGCUGAACUGAAGGCAGAAUACGAAAAAGCAUUGGAAAGUUAUAAUGCCGCAGAAGACAGAGCUGAUCAAGAGGGAUCUGAUAAGGAGGAUGCGGUUGAGGAAGCUGGUCAAGAGGAGUCCGAGAAAGAUGACACGACAAAGGAAAAUGAAGAGCUCACUGAUGAGGAGUAGCGGGACAUGCUUACUGUGUACACUAGAAAAAUUACCUGAAUGCUUGCUGUAGGGCUGUAAAUUUGGAAAUAUGUCGGGGGAAGUUUUUAUUUAGAUGGUAGGAUUGCUAUUUUGCGACUUCAAAUGCAAAAUGAUUUUGGGAUUUUCUCCAUUGAAAAAUUCUUUUAAAUCAUAGUUAAUUAUAACAUGGUUCCUGGUUUUCCACAGGCUGAAAGGGUCAUGUCAUUCGAUUUUGCCUUUUGCCACCUAACCUUUGGUAGAAUUUGUGUCGAAGCCACUGAUAGUUUGGUUGGACUGCAUCAUUAUGUUUCGAUGAUACUGGGUGCUGGAGCGAUAUUUCUUUUCCCGAAUCUAAGAUUUUUUGAAGGGAAAAAAGAAAGAUGAAAUUACUGAGCUUUCAUUCUCAUGGCAUAUGUUUUUUCUGUGGAACGUGCGGUC